Molecule: messenger RNA, 455 nt
Organism: Papilio machaon (common yellow swallowtail)
Lineage: Eukaryota; Metazoa; Arthropoda; Insecta; Lepidoptera; Papilionidae
Exons: 3
Coding region: 60-455 (131 amino acids)
Source: RefSeq, a predicted model, not a curated record
CUGUUGCUAAGCAACUAAGUUAAGUUUAUUUUUGCGUUUGUACUCAAAUGAUUUAAAAUAUGACCGAGUCCUUUAAUUCUACUGUUCCAGAACCUAGGAAAGUAGGAGUUUGGACAGAAGGAACACAUAUAGAGGCAAAAGAAUUUGUGAUACCAAAGAAAUUACCAGAAUCUAUAGACGAUAUACCCACCAUACCAGACUUAGAUGACUUGCAGGACAUUUUGGAAAAGGAAAUUUCUAUGCCACCCAUUGCCAAUCAAAAAGAUACAGAAACAGCUAACACAUUAGCAGAAGUUGGUGGUGGUGUGAGUGGCUCGAGUGAGGGUGUGGAAGCAGUGCUGGAUGUUCUCAUGUCAUAUGUGCCUCAAGUGGCGGAGUCUGAUGCAGCGGACACUGUGUGGACUGUAGACUCCUUACUCAGUGAACUGGCUGAAGAUAAUGAUGUUGUCAAUUAA